This is a messenger RNA of Corythoichthys intestinalis (scribbled pipefish), 2579 nucleotides long. It is a transcript of the gene dars2, whose product is annotated as aspartyl-tRNA synthetase 2, mitochondrial. The record is from RefSeq and is a predicted model, not a curated record. Bases 268 to 2274 code for a protein of 668 amino acids. Gene Ontology annotation, molecular function: aspartate-tRNA ligase activity; nucleic acid binding; ATP binding. The transcript is spliced from 18 exons. Gene Ontology annotation, cellular component: cytoplasm. Gene Ontology annotation, biological process: aspartyl-tRNA aminoacylation. NCBI's taxonomy places the organism in Eukaryota, Metazoa, Chordata, Actinopteri, Syngnathiformes, Syngnathidae.
GAAGAUAUCGGACGAAACCACAUUUGUCAAAAUAGGUGUCGACAACAACCAAGGAAUGUGGAUACAAACAUAGGCAUUAUAUAUAUUCCUAGAUGUCUAAAAGUGGAGUCAUCGGCAUCAGUAACUGGCGGCCAUCUUGCGUCGGAGAAUGUCUGGCAGAUUCUAAAGCAGCGGACGUAAGGACUUCACCCACGAGAAAGCCUGUUCCAGUAACAAGUCCUGAUCUACGCAGCAAAUUAUUUUAGUUUCCAUUUAAAUAAGCGCAUAAUGGCAAGUACAUACAGAAAGAUCGUGCAGAGAACACUCUGUGCAAUCGGAGCUCAUAGACGUUUUUAUCGGCACUUAACAUCAAGUCCAGGGCGCCUCAUUCGGAUACCCCAGGUCAGACAUUUGAGCUGUCACGUCAGUGACCAUUUGUCCAACUCCACAGCUACCACAGGGAGCAGCUCUUUGUCUUUCAGGAGUCAUACAUGUGGACAACUUAGAUCUGAGCAUGUUGGAGAGAAGGUCACAUUGUGUGGCUGGGUCCAGUACCUAAGACAAGACCUGUUUGUUAUUCUACGAGACUUCAGCGGCCUGACCCAAGUACUUAUACCUCAGCAAGAAUCUGCACACCAUUUAAAAGAAGUCCUGAGUAAUCUCACAGUUGAAUCUGUCAUCAAAGUUACUGGGACUGUUAGGCAACGGCCAGUGGGACAAGAAAACAAGGGGAUGCCAACAGGAGACAUUGAAGUCCUUGCCGAGAAUGUGGAAGUUCUCAAUACAUGCAGGAAGCUGCCAUUUGAAAUUAAAGACUUUGUUAAAAAAUCAGAGUCGAUACGAAUGCAGUUUCGCUACCUGGACCUAAGAUCUUCUCGCUUACAGAAGAACCUCAGACUGAGAUCCCAAUUAGUGAUGAAGAUGAGAGAAUAUCUGUGUAACAUACACGGUUUUGUUGAUGUUGAAACGCCAACAUUGUUCAAGAGAACACCAGGGGCAACAAAAGAGUUUGUGGUUCCAUCCAGAGACCCUGGUCGUUUCUAUUCCCUCCCUCAGAGCCCUCAGCAGUUCAAGCAGCUUCUAAUGGUGGCUGGUAUUGACAGAUACUUCCAGGUAGCUCGAUGCUAUCGGGAUGAAGGCUCCAAACCUGAUCGCCAGCCUGAGUUCACUCAGGUCGACAUAGAAAUGUCUUUUGUGGAUCAGGUGGGCAUCAUGUCCCUGGUGGAAGGUUUGUUGCAGUACUCUUGGCCUACAGAGAAAGGACCCCUCACAGUUCCUUUCCAAACAAUGACAUAUAAAGAGGCCAUGAGAGACUAUGGGGUGGACAAACCUGAUACCAGAUUUGGCAUGAAGCUGAUGGACCUCAGAGAUGUUUUCCUGUCCACAGAUAUUGGUUUCUUCAAAUCAGCUCUUAGCCAACCAGAUAGCUGUGUUUUGUCCAUUUGUGUUCCCAGUGGAGCCGAACUAUUUACUGGGAAAGACUUAGACAAAAUAAAACAAUCAUCAAAGAUUCAUUUUAAUCAGGAGUUGAGUUUGUUGCUUGUCAGAGCAGAUGGAACGCUAAAGUCUCCUCUGAAGAAGCUAUUAUCGACCUCAGCCACUGAUGCUUUAUUUAAAAAGACUGGAGCUGAACCAGGAGACCUGGUACUGAUAGCUGCUGGUCCUGUCAAAGUGCUGCGCCCAAUGUUAGGUAAUCUACGUUUGCAGUGUGCUGAGCUCCUGGAGUCACAUGGCUUGACUGUCCGUGACUCCUCAGCCUUUCAUUUUCUGUGGGUUGUGGAUUUCCCCCUCUUCUUGCCUAAAGAGAAUGAGCCGGAGCAGCUUGAGUCAGCCCAUCAUCCAUUUACUGCGCCUGUGCCAGAGGACACACAGUUAUUAUACACAGCCCCAGAAAAAGUUCGUGGCCUGCACUAUGACCUAGUCUUGAACGGCUGUGAAAUUGGCGGAGGUUCAAUCCGUAUCCAUAAGGCGUCGGAGCAGCUUCACGUUCUAAAGAACAUCCUAAAGGAGGAUUCUACUGUUCUUGCUCACCUUCUGGAGGCUCUGGACUCUGGUGCGCCUCCACAUGGUGGUAUUGCGCUUGGUUUGGACCGACUGGUUUCCAUCAUGGUGGGUGCUUCCAGCAUACGUGAUGUCAUAGCCUUCCCCAAGUCAUUUCGCGGUCAUGACCUCAUGAGUCACGCCCCAGACUUUGUGUCAGAGGAGGAACUGAAAUCUUACCAUAUUUCAGUUAAGUGGCCAGCAGAGAUGCAGUUGACACAUAUGGGAGAUGUGGAGAUUGGCAAGAAACAUUGAUGGACGCUCAAGAGGAAAUGAACUUCUCCAAUCAUUUUAAUAACAAAGACAACAGAUGAUGAACAGACACCUGGAAAGGAUCAUGGUGUAAUGGUGACACUGAAUAUGUUGAAAUACUCGACUCGUGCAGUGAAAACAGUAACGAGAAAUUAAACAGCUACGAAUCUCUUUAAAAAUCAUGUACAGUUACUUAAAAUAAUCAUGGACUAAAUAAGAGCCUCAAUAAAAAUGUGCAAUCAGGAGAAGGUGUUGAACUGAUCUGUUAACCGAUCGACACCUUGUGAAACUUGCGUUGUUAGAGAUGG